UUCGACUCGAUCCGGGCGGCCCCGACCCGUCAAGCCGCGCCGGAGAUCGAGGAGGGCUCGCCUGAGGCCCACCAGGCCCCGCGGUGACCGGCAAUUCCGCCGCCAAGGAGGUGCGGAGGUGCGUCCCCGCGCCCGCCCGCGCUCCCUCCCUCCCGCUCUACUCCGCUCCAGGGAAGGGAAAGAGCGCAUCUUGGAGGGACGAUUUGUCCGUUCGUCUUCGUCCCGCUGCUGGUGCGGUGGGUUGGCUCGCUUGCUCUGCUCCGCUCAGCUCAGCUCAGCUCAGCUCACGGGGCCGGAUUUGGUUUGGCGGUGUGGGUGCGGUUGGGGCGUGAAUUAAAAAAGGGCGAGGAGGGGGAGUGGUUAGUUCUUCCCUUGGCCGCUUGCAACGGGAGCGCUGCUUCGUUGGCUCGCUCGUGCCAUUAAAGGCGUCUCCUUCCUCCCUCCGCCCCCCUCUCUCUCCCCCCCGUCGCCCGGUGGUUGGGUUCUUGGAAGAUCUGCGGCGGUUCUUGCCAGGGGUUUGCGCAGAUUUGACGAAUCUGGAAGGAGGAAGAAGAGGACGGGGGCAGGCUCUGAUUCGCCGUGGUAUUUAUGUGCCAUGAGGAAGCUCUUCUUCUCCGAGUUGACCUCCUGCAAGGAGACCAAGCUCCAAUCAGCCACCCAUUCAUGGCUGCCCAUGGACAAAGGCAAGCUCUCCAAGUUCACUGGCCACUCCAGCUCCUCCUCCUCGAUAGAAUGUCUGAUGAAAAUGCCAGAGCCGCCGGUCCUCCCGCACUUCAAGCCCGCUGACUACGUUGACAUACUGGCUCAGAUUCACGAGGAGCUGGAGUACUGCCCUCACGAUGAGAAGUCGUGCCUGUACCUGCUCCAGUUCCAGGUCUUCCGUGGGCUUGGCGAGGCCAAGCUGUCGCGAAGGAGCCUCCAGGCUGCGUGGGAGAAGGCGAGCACGAUACAUGAGAAGCUCAUAUUCGGGGCAUGGCUCAAGUACGAGAAGAGAGGGGAGGAGCCGAUAUCUGACCUUCUUGGCUCGUGCGGCAAGUGCUCUCAAGAGUUCAAGCUGCUGGACUUCGUCUCGCAGAUCUCCGCCGAGUCGCAUGGGAUAGGCUUUGACGACGAAUCUGAUGAAUUCCAGGGCUCCCCGGUGGUUCAUUUCAGGAUAAGAGAUGACAUGAUUGCUUGCGAUAGGCGGAAGCUUGCGGCCUUGUCAACUCCACUGUAUGCGAUGCUUAAUGGUGGGUUUAAGGAAUCACAUCUUGAGGUCAUUGACAUGUCUCGGAAUGGCAUCUCCCCUAUUGGCAUGCGGGCCAUCAGUAAAUUCAGCCUGUCAGGAAGACUACCGUAUUUGUCAGCAGAAGCUAUCUUGGAGAUGCUUGAUUUUGCUAACAAAUUCUGCUGUAAGGGCCUCAAGGAUGCUUGCGAGCAAAAGCUUGCUUCUUUUGUUUCUUCCAGGCAAGAUGCUAUAGAUUUCAUGGAAUGUGCUAUUGAGUUGGGCUGUUCCAUCCUUGCCGCGUCAUGCUUGCAGGUGCUCUUGAACGAGCUUCCAGAAUGCUUGAAUGAUGAGCAAGUGGUUAGGAUAUUCUCCUCUGCGAAUAAGCAGCAGAGAUCCACUAUGGCUGGCAAUGCAUCUUUCUCCCUAUAUUGCCUUCUUGGUGAAGUCUCCAUGAGCAUCAGUGCAAUAUCAGAUGUGACUGUAAGCUUCUUGGAGAAGCUGGUUGACUCAGCAUCAGAUUCUAGGCAGAAGCAAUUGUCCUUGCAUCAAUUGGCUUGCGUCAGGUUGCUACGGAAAGAUCAUGCUGAAGCUGAGCGCCUGUUCAAUGCCGCCUUUACCGCUGGUCAUGUCUACUCGGUAGUGGGAUUGGCUAGAUUGGCCUCUCUGAGGAGUAAUAAACAUUAUUCUCUCAACUUGCUUGACUCUGUCAUGUCAUCUCGUUGGCCUCUUGGGUGGAUGUAUCAAGAGAGAGCCCUAUAUCUGGACGGUGAUAGCAAGCUGGAGAAUCUCAAUAAGGCUACUGAACUGGACCCUACCCUUACAUACCCCUAUAUGUUUCGAGCUGCAUCUUUGAUGAAAAGGCAAAGUGUUGAAGCAGCCCUGAUGGAGAUUAACCGGAUCCUGGGAUUCAAGCUGGUCCUGGAAUGCUUGGAGCUAAGGUUCUGUUGCUACCUUGCUCUAGAGGAUUACAGAGCUGCCUUAUGCGAUGUACAGGCAAUCCUCACGCUUGCUCCAGAUUAUCGUAUGAUUGGUGGUCGGGUGGCUGCGAAGCAGCUGCGUACCCUUGUGAUGGAGAAUGUAGAGCAAUGGACGACUGCUGAUUGCUGGAUGCAGCUUUAUGAUCGGUGGUCCUCUGUGGAUGAUAUUGGAUCUCUCUCGGUCAUAUAUCAAAUGCUGGAGUCAGAUGCUGCUAAAGGAGUACUGUACUUCAGACAAUCUUUGCUACUUCUCAGAUUAAAUUGUCCUGAGGCAGCAAUGCGCAGCUUGCAGCUUGCUCGCGAGCAUGCAGCAAGCCAGCAUGAACGACUUGUUUAUGAAGGAUGGAUACUGUAUGAUACUGGCCACUGCGAGGAAGGAUUGCAGAAAGCGGAAGCAUCCAUUGCCAUACAGAGAUCAUUUGAGGCGUUCUUUCUAAAAGCUUAUGCUUUAGCUGAUUCGAGCCUCGAGCCGUCAACCUCAGCAACAGUCGUAUCGCUUCUUGAAGAUGCAUUACGGUGCCCCUCAGAUAGACUUAGGAAGGGCCAGGCUUUGAACAACCUUGGGAGUGUUUAUGUGGAUUGCGGGAAUCUAGACUUGGCAGCUGAAUGCUACAUUAAUGCUCUAAAGAUUGGCCACACGAGAGCUCAUCAAGGCCUCGCCAGGGUUCAUUUCCUUAGGAAUAACAGGACCGGUGCAUUCGAGGAAAUGACAAAGCUGAUAGAGAAGGCCAGGAGUAAUGCAUCAGCAUACGAGAAGAGGUCUGAGUAUUGCGACCGCGAUCUAACUAAAGCUGAUCUGCAGAUGGUCACCAAACUUGACCCCCUGCGUGUUUACCCCUACAGAUACCGUGCUGCUGUUCUGAUGGACAACCACAAGGAGAAAGAUGCGAUCUCAGAGCUGACCAAGGCAAUCGCCUUCAAGGCGGACCUGAACCUGCUCCACCUGCGUGCGGCCUUCCAUGAGCACGUGGGCGACAUCUCAGGCGCCCUCCGGGACUGCCGUGCAGCACUUUCCGUGGACCCCAACCACCAGGAGAUGCUCGAGCUUCAUCACCGGGUGAACAGCCAAGAACCCUGAGCCCGUUGUUGUACAUACAGGAGGGGCUGCCAUAGCGAAAACCCAUACCAGUGUAUGUUCUGUACCAUACACAGCAAGCAGUAAUUUUUAGUUUUGAUGGUGUCUAGUGCGGCUGUAAGGAUUGUGAUCAUCAAAACGUCUAAAAUUAAGCCACGUGCUAUAUGGAAAAUAUUACAAUUUCCACUUUUGUCACUUGGCUACACUAACUGGGCAAUAGGCUUCAGCAUGCAACAAUACACUACAUCCUGCAGAUUGAACUGAAGGCCUGGCUAUUGUGUUCUUCAGUUUUUGCACUGCUGUAAAGCUCCACUUCUUUUGUGUUAGUAGUGGAUCUGUUAUGACAUGCAAUUUGAUUUGUCCAUUGUGUUACCAUUUGCAUGUUCUGUAAACUGGUAAAUAUUAGUAUUAAUUAAUCCUCAGACUGGAGAUGUAAAGAUAGUUCAAGUAGUUGUUUUUGCGUGAUUAACUAUGGUCAGGGUCUGAAAAUUAGAUAUCGUUUCUGAUUUUCAUGGUCGGUAAACUGGUAAACGACACUACCAAUUGUUGCAUAUGAUUGAAGACUGGAAUGAUCUGCAUGAGAUGGUUACCGCUGCAUGUUAUUCCCCUGAUGGACAGGUUGCAAUGGCGGGAUCUCACAAGGGAAGUUGCCAUUUAUUUGAUACAACUGCAGUUUGCUCCAGGAAGCUCCUUCGAAGUCCUGACUACUUCUGCGGAUUGAGGAAUCCGUGUUGUUAAUGACGAUGAGUUUCUUCACAAAUUUAAAGGGGUUCAGCAAUGCUAGAAGCCAAAUCUCAGCUUCUGUAGCUGCAGAGAGGAAAUUUGUAGUCUGUGCCAGUGAGGACUCCCAUGUGUUAAUGUGUAUGUCUGGAGACAUGGCAGCAGUCCCCGUCCAAGCAGAAGCAGAAGCAAGAGUCCAUGAUGUAGCUGUCCGACUCGGAUGGCCUGGCAUCGUCUGAGGGUCGUAGCAGCAGACAGCCAGACACAGCGAUUCGGACGGUGCAGUGAACUCUGUCCCUGAAGCUCCUGUACAACAAAGACAAUGGGCAUGAACCGAAUGGGACUGCUCAGAGAUACACCGAGAGCCCAGUUUGCCAAGCUGGUUCAAAGCACAAACACUAGCAAUCAUCCAGUUGAAGCAGUGUCCCAAUCCUUGCUCGACAAACAACCACCGUCUGCCAAGAGCAGUCGUUGUCAUGGCUGCAGAGCGCCUGUCUGUGCGGGGUUUGGUAAUUGUCAUGGCAGGACGAGGAGGAAAAACCAGUGUGUUCCAGAAUUUUGGUUUUCCCGUUCGAGUGUAAAGGUAGUGUAAGAGCGCGGAGCUGUUGGUUUCUACUGUAUAGGUAUAUCUUUUAUUUCUUCACCAGUUCACCUAGAAUCUCAACUAUUUGAAAGUUCUGGGGACUGGUUAGCAUGCAUGCGUCCACCAUUCAUCAUCAUUUGAUGGUUCGUGUUACGUUUUUCUAGUUCGGUCAAAAUUUGUCGUGUUACAUAGUAUAUUACGUAAUACGUAUUUCAUUCAAGUA
Molecule: messenger RNA, 4785 nt
Organism: Hordeum vulgare subsp. vulgare (domesticated barley)
Lineage: Eukaryota; Viridiplantae; Streptophyta; Magnoliopsida; Poales; Poaceae
Product: ETO1-like protein 1
Exons: 8
Coding region: 596-3262 (888 amino acids)
Biological process (GO): negative regulation of ethylene-activated signaling pathway
Molecular function (GO): protein binding
Source: RefSeq, a predicted model, not a curated record